CAAGAACUUGCAAUAAUCUGCAAUAGCCCAAAGUCCGUGGCAGUAUCCCCUCCAACUGGUUGCCAUUUAGGUUAAGAGUCAUUAGUUGACUCUCGUUGACAAAAGAAUUUGGUAUUAUACCAUGAAACUUAUUCAUCUGCAAAUCCAAGAAAUAGAGAUAACUCAAGUUUCCAAGACAUUCUGGAAUUUUUCCUCCCAAAUUAUUAUUAGCUAAGAUUAGAGCAUUAAGAAAAGUCAAAUUGCAAUAAGAAGAAGGGAUUUCGCCAAUCAAAUUAUUCCCUGAAAUGAUGAGAUGCAUGAUAUCCCAAGUUGUUGAUAGAAUGGGAAGUGAUCCUUGUAGUAAGUUGGAACUGAGGUCAACUUGGGUAAGACUUUCAAAAGCAAACAAAUCUAUACCGAUCAAAAAGUUAUAAGAAAGGUUUAAACUGGCCAAUGACAUCCCUUCGAUUUCCCAUUUUUGAAUUUGACCAGAAAUCUUGUUCUUGGAAAUAUCCAAUACUUCCAAUCUCUCUGCCUUCCUUAAGAAACUUGGGAACUUGUGUAUGUUGCAAGAAGAGAAUUUUAAAGACCAGAGGUUCGGAAAGGAAUAGUUAACACCAGUGCUAUUAUUGCUCAAAGACAAAUUGUUAUUGGAAAGAUCCAGAUGCUGAAGGUUAACAAGUUUUGAAAGCAUGUUGGCUGUAAUGGUGCCUCUUAAAUUAUUUGAAGAAAGAUCGACCACGGCAAGAUUCACAAGAUGAAAGAAAGAGCUAGGAAAUGAACCACUUAUCCCAUUAUUGGACAAAUAGACUUCUUGUAAAAUGAGAUUAGGCAUCUCAACAUGAUCAAUAGGUUCGGUAAGUCUGUUGUUUUGGAGGUCUAAAUGGGAUAAAGAAGGCAAAGAAAACAACCAAGAUGGUAUAGGACCUGUGAUGAAAUUAUUAUCCAUUCGAAGCUCAUCUAAAAAUGAGAGUCCACUUAUAUUGUGAGGAAGAGGCCCUCUUAGCUUAUUUGAUGACAGUCUCAAAUAAGUAAGAUUAGUGAGGUUGAAGAUUGAUGUAGGAAUUUCACCAUCAAAACUAUUAGCAAAAAGGCUCAAAUGAGUUAGCUUUUGCAUUUUUCCAAAAACAUCUGGAAUUGAUCCAUAAAAUUGGCAACAAUCAAGAUUCAGAUACUCAAGGGUACUACUUGGGCUUGACUCAAGCAAAUUACCUCUUAAAUGAGAGUUGUUGCUUAAAUCAAGAAACUGGAGAGAUGGAAGCUGAAAAACUUGGCUUGGAAAGUUUCCUUGCAAAUUACAAGAGUGAAGGCUCAAAUGCUCCAAGGAAGAAGUCAAGUUUAGCAAGGAAGAAGGCACAACCAGAAACAUAUUCACAAAAUCAAGGAUAAGAAACCUUAAUUCUGUUAAGUUAUGCACAAGCAUUUGAAACUUCAUGUUGUCAAGAAGCAAAUCAUCAUUAUCAGAGAGAUCAAGUGAGAUCAAUUUCUUCAACCGAAAAACUUGGCUUGGAAAGUUUCCUUGCAAAUUACAAAAGCUAAGGCUCAAAUGCUCCAAGGAAGAAGUCAAGUUUAGCAAGGAAGAAGGCACAACCAGAGACAUAUUCAC
This is a messenger RNA of Rubroshorea leprosula, 1585 nucleotides long. Lineage: Eukaryota; Viridiplantae; Streptophyta; Magnoliopsida; Malvales; Dipterocarpaceae. The record is from the annotation of a GenBank genome assembly.